Manis javanica (Malayan pangolin) is the source of this 3970-nucleotide messenger RNA. RefSeq names its product F-box and leucine rich repeat protein 3 (gene FBXL3). The record is from RefSeq and is a predicted model, not a curated record. NCBI's taxonomy places the organism in Eukaryota, Metazoa, Chordata, Mammalia, Pholidota, Manidae. Gene Ontology annotation, cellular component: mitochondrion. Gene Ontology annotation, molecular function: protein binding.
GCCAUUUUGGACUCUGUGUCUGGGCCGAGGUGCCGGGGACGUCUACGCGGUGGCUUUAGCUCCCUGAGGGAGUCUCUCGCGGCGACGAGGGGUCCCGGGAGAAGGACGGCGCGGGCCUGAGAAGGAAGGCUCCUUCCUGGGCAGCCAGAGCCGCAAAGGUGGAGUCGCGUUGGCGCCCGCCGGGGGACCAGCGCCUCGGAUGCGGGUGGAGCGCGGGGGGCCGCUGCGGCGGGAGCGCGAAGCGGGGGCCCCCGGGGGCCUCAUGUGAGAGCCGCGGGACCAGCCGCCGCCGUCCCCAGAGCCCGGGCUGGCGCGUGGGGGACGCCGCCCCCGGCAGCAGGAUGAAACGAGCAGGAAGAGAUAGUGACCAUAAUUCAUCAGAAGAAGGUACUGCAGAGAAGUCCAAGAAACUGAGGACUACAAGUGAGCAUUCUCAGACUUGUGAUUGGGGUAAUCUCCUUCAGGACAUUAUUCUCCAAGUAUUUAAGUAUUUGCCUCUUCUUGACCGGGCUCAUGCUUCACAAGUCUGCCGCAACUGGAACCAGGUAUUUCACAUGCCUGACUUGUGGAGAUGUUUUGAAUUUGAACUGAAUCAGCCAGCUACGUCUUAUUUGAAAGCUACACAUCCAGAGCUGAUCAAACAGAUAAUUAAAAGACAUUCAAACCAUCUACAGUAUGUCAGCUUCAAGGUGGACAGCAGCAAAGAAUCAGCUGAAGCAGCUUGUGAUAUAUUAUCGCAACUUGUGAAUUGCUCUUUAAAAACACUUGGUCUUAUUUCAACUGCUCGGCCAAGCUUUAUGGAUUUACCAAAGUCUCACUUUAUCUCUGCACUGACAGUUGUGUUUGUAAACUCCAAAUCCUUGUCCUCACUUAAGAUAGAUGAUACCCCAGUGGAUGAUCCCUCCCUCAAAGUACUGGUGGCCAACAACAGUGACACACUCAAGCUGCUAAAAAUGAGCAGCUGUCCUCAUGUCUCUCCAGCAGGUAUUCUCUGUGUGGCUGAUCAGUGUCAUGGCUUACGUGAACUGGCCCUGAAUUACCACUUAUUAAGUGAUGAAUUGCUGCUUGCUUUAUCUUCUGAAAAACAUGUUCGAUUAGAACAUUUGCGCAUUGAUGUAGUCAGUGAGAAUCCUGGACAAACACACUUCCAUACCAUUCAGAAGAGCAGCUGGGAUGCUUUCAUCAGACAUUCACCCAAAGUGAACUUAGUGAUGUAUUUUUUUUUAUACGAAGAGGAAUUUGAUCCAUUCUUUCGGUAUGAAAUACCUGCCACCCAUCUUUACUUUGGGAGAUCAGUAAGCAAAGAUGUGCUUGGCCGUGUGGGAAUGACAUGCCCUAGACUAGUUGAACUAGUAGUGUGUGCUAAUGGAUUACGGCCACUUGAUGAAGAGUUAAUUCGCAUUGCAGAACGUUGCAAAAAUCUGUCAGCUAUUGGACUAGGGGAAUGCGAAGUCUCUUGCAGUGCCUUUGUUGAGUUUGUGAAGAUGUGCGGUGGCCGCCUGUCUCAGUUAUCCAUUAUGGAGGAAGUAUUAAUUCCUGACCAGAAGUAUAGUUUGGAGCAGAUUCACUGGGAGGUGUCCAAGCAUCUUGGUAGGGUGUGGUUCCCAGACAUGAUGCCCACUUGGUAAAGACAGAAUGAUGUAGGGCAUGAUGAAUAGCACCUUAACUUUUAAGCAUACUGUAUUAUAAUAAAAGUUUAUUUCCUGUAGGUCUGAUGUAAUAUUACUCUUUUGUGGCAUGGAAAUUUGAUACCUGCAUUGAGCAUUAUAAAAGGAUUGUUUAUUGGAAGAUCCAUGGGUCAGAAAUCUGUUUCUUUAGCCUAAUAACAAUCAAAUUUCAGAAAAAGAUUUUCUAAAUGUGGUUCAGGUCUGAAAUUAAUAACCAGGUAUAAAGAUUAAAUAUUUUACAGUUAAAGGAAACAAAACCUAUAUAUUAUAAUAUCCAAGAAGUAUUAAUAGGUUUUCCAAAAUGUUAUGUUCUCUAUGCAUUUAUUAAAAAUGUAAAGUUGACAUUUUAGGGUUUUCAGUUAUACAUACACCUGUUAUAAGGUGUUUAAUAUAGCUCAGGAAAGUGAGCACUUUGUGAGAAAUACGUAGGAUAUAUCAUAUCUAAUGAAAAAGAUUGGUUGAAUAUUCUCAAAUGUUACAAAGCUGUUUAAAGAGGUACGUAUAAAUAAUUGGAACAGUUAGAAAACUGAUGUCACACGGUGGGUAUUAUAGAAGGAUAAUAAAUGGAGCCAAGAUCAAAUUAAAAUAAACAGGAGGAAUACAGUGUUUAGCUUUGUAUAAACUUUUAGGUUUGCUCUAUAAUCUGCUAAACCAUUUAAAUUCUUUUGUGUGAUAUGUUACUAUGUAUGUGGUACUUGAGGCAUCAUACAUAAAGUAAGGAAUGCUUUAACAGUACUCCUUGGUUUUGUUUAUCUUUGUUUAAACUAGUUUUGAAAUAUACAAAUUGAAAUGAAAGGCUUAUCUAUUUAAAAAGCAAAACUGAAAUAAUUAAGGGUAGAAUUUUAAAAUGUUUAAUAGACUAAUAUUCUUUCAUGGAAAUAAUUUAUAGUCUCCAGUGAAUUUUCGUGAUGGCUCUUUUUUCCAUUUUAGAAUUACAUAGUUAUGUAAGUAGAAUUUUCAGAAAUCAUGAGCACCAAUGUACAGUUCAACAUAAACAUUAAAAGAGGAUAUAUGUAAGUUCAUAAUCAUAUUUUUGAGUAGUGCUCAAUGAACUGGAAAAUUUAAUAGAAAAAUGUCUUCAGUUUUGUGAUUGUUAAUUUGGUUAAACUGGUAUUUUAUAUUAUUUAAGCUAGGUAGCAUUUUUAUUACUUUCAUAUGAAUAAAGGUAAUCCAUACAUUGUAGACUCUGUAAAAACACUAAGUUUGGGGCAACAUUUAGUUUUUUUAGGUACAUAAAACUUUGAUUCUGAGCACUAGUGCCUAGUAGAUAUUAACCUAAGGGAAAUUAGACGUGAUUUACCCCCAAUUAAUGCUUGAAACUUUUUUAGAAAGCAUCUUGGUAGUUAUGGAAGCUCACAAUCCUACAGAUUUAAUCUAUUUUUAAAAUAGAUUACCUUCCUGAGAAUAAAGUAUUUGGUGAUAUUUUACGUAAUUUAUCAUUGUCAAAAAUGAUGGUAUUUUGGCCACAUACAAAUGAGAGGAAAAAAGGUUGAUCCAGACUUGGGAAUUAAAAGCAAUUAAUAUAAUAUUUUCCCCUCUUAGUAAAAAAGCUUUGUAUAAGAAAUACCUGUGUUAAUGGAUGAAGUUUUUUUUUUUUCUUUAACAAUUUUGGAAAAUAGAUAUGAGUACAUGAUCAGUUCUUCUAACCAAAGCUUUAUUUGGAAUUUACUUUUUGUACAAAUUAUAUAUUGCCUGAAACACUUUAAAUCAUUUACAAGCAAAAUGCAUAGCACUUAAUUUGUUUAUACUGUAAAGUACAUGUUAAAUGCUUUUACCAAUUUGAGAAUAAAGAUAGUUACUAAUGUUGUAUUAGUUUUUAAAAACUACCCUAAUAUAUGUACUUUGAUUUUAAAACAAGUCCACUUUAUAAAUUCAUGGUUUUAGUUCCAAAUCCACAUAUAUAUAACAUUUAAUAUUAAAUAAUGUUUAUGUAGAAAGGUUUUUCUAGAGAUACCAGAUUAGGCAAAUGGAAUCUAUUCUUGAAAUUAGGUCUGAUAUCUAAAGCGAUAGGAAAUUAAAAAUUGACAAUGAAAUUUUUCCAAUUUUGUAAAACAAAUGGUUAAAUUAAAAUAAGGAAUACGUUUACAUUUUGAAUAAGAAUUUAUAAAACAUUAUUUCAUAAUAGAAUUCCUAGUCAAGUUCCUUGAACCCAGCUAGCCUUUUUCAGAAAGAAAUGUCUUUAUAUAAAUCCAUAUAAUCAGAAUAGUUUCUAAACUCUUGAAAUUAUUUUCAUCUCCUAUCUUACCAACUUCCAGAAAAUAACUUCAAUUUACCUUGGUGAUCUGGGCUAUUUUACUAUUGGG